AUGCCGCCGCGACGCUCCUCCUGCUUAGCGAGUUCCUCCUCGGGUAAAGCUCCGGCAACACCUCCGUUAAUCACCGUCUCUUUCGCUCCUCGUCAAACUCGCUCCACCACCAGACGGGCCAUUGUCGUCGCUCGUGAAGCUCCACCGGUGCCGGAAUAUCAACAACCUACUGACAUUCUUGAGGUUAGUUCUGAUUUCCAUGGUACAAUGAAAUAUAAUGCUGCAUUUGUUGCUGAUGAAGGCGAAAUUGGGGAUUUUCCUGACAAUAGCCAAAUUGCGGUUGAAAAUCUGCGUACCCAGGACCCCGAGUAUACACCUUCACUACCAAUCGACUACCGUGCCGCUUCUCCAGUUCCGGGUGUGCAAUCUGUCUCGACUCAAAAGCAGAGGAUGAAGGUCAUUUUUCCAUCUCAACGAGUCACCCGGUCAGCCAGUAGACUUCAACAAUCUGCACCUACUACUAGCCCGCGCCGACAGUCACCUGCUACUGCCCCGCGACCUGCUCAACCUGCUACUGCCGGUCAAAAUCCGUUUCAAGCAAACUCUACUACUGAUGCUUUCUCGUUUAAAUUUUAUUAUGCUGCUUUGGACUUUGCUUGGAAACACAUUUCUGCUAAGAAUUUUAUUGGCCAGAGGAAAUUAUUACUUAAGGAUUUUGUUUCUACACCAGGCCUAUGUGACAUUUUACACUCUGCUAAAUUGUUUCAGACUGUGGUCAAGGUAAAAAAAUUUGUUCGUUUUGUUGUGUGUGAACUUUAUGCCAAUCUUGUGCCUGAAUUGAUUAGAUUUGGUCAAGCCUAUGUUAGGGGACGCAUGUAUGCUUUUAAUCCUAUGGUUAUCAAUCAGUUUUUUGGGUCAUUUGAUUAUGAUGAUGAUUAUACUGAGGAUAUGGAUGUGGUCACUAGAAGGCUAACAGGUGGUACACGGGUUAGAUGGGUGAAAAAGGACAUUAUUAAAGUUGUGGAAUUGACCUCUACUUUUGCCUAUCUGCACAAAAUUGCGUACUCAAACUGGAUGCCUACGACACAGAAGGGUUAUGUAUAA
This is a messenger RNA of Ipomoea triloba (trilobed morning glory), 1044 nucleotides long. RefSeq lists its product as uncharacterized. Lineage: Eukaryota; Viridiplantae; Streptophyta; Magnoliopsida; Solanales; Convolvulaceae. The record is from RefSeq and is a predicted model, not a curated record. Bases 1 to 1044 code for a protein of 347 amino acids. The transcript is spliced from 2 exons.